Phyllotreta striolata is the source of this 5324-nucleotide messenger RNA. The record is from the annotation of a GenBank genome assembly. Lineage: Eukaryota; Metazoa; Arthropoda; Insecta; Coleoptera; Chrysomelidae.
GGUAAUGUUAGUUAAAAAUGUUUGAAUGAUUGUAAAUAAAUUUAAUAGAAUCCUUCGAAACGUCAGCGCUGGUAUCUGCGAGGUCCGCCAGGUGGCGUGGCGUUCCAAAACCCGGAACGAAAUUCAACAUCUUGAACAACAAACGAAUCAACAGGCUGAUACGAGAGCCCCGACGACUUACGCGGCUCAUUCUGAAUCGGUUCGCGUCGAGCGCAGUGCAGCGGAGCGCCUCGAAGGAGCGACGACUUUUUCCGUGACUGAAAACUCAUCCGAAUCGAAUUCGACGGUGCGACUUCGCGAUUUGAUCGGCCCAUUUUGCACACCGCCGUGAAGUUCGCCGCGAAAGACGUUCGUCUUGGCCGGGCGCCGAUUUUCCGCGAGAGACAUUCCCGAAAAAUAAAAAAUCAAAAUCGUCCGGUCGGGUUCGCGUCAGUGCUGUCGAGUAAAAUAAAAGUUUUUUUAUCGCUUCACAAACACACGGAGUUAAAAAUAACUUUACAUUCGUAGUGAUCACGUGAAUGUAAUAUACACAAAGGAUAGUUAAAAGUUAAAUCGUCAUUGGUUUGGUAAAUUUUUAAGUGCCGACCCGAAUUCUGCGAGUACCUUGCGUUUUCGAAAUACAUGAUCGAGGAAAAGUCGAACGGCAGCGAAACUGAUUUGACUUAAGCGGAACGCGAGAGAACUCGUUCAUUACACGUCCAAUGGUUAAGCUUCUCUUAUGAAGGUGAGCCCGGGGUACAGGUGAGGCGGGAGGAGCCUGGCCAUGCGCCCGGGCCUGGCUUCUCUGCUGGUCGCCUUGCUGGGCAUCGCCGCCGGCGCGACGCCCGACGACGCGCCCCCGGCCGGCGUCCCGGCGCCGCGGGCGCGCUUCCAAACCAGCCUGGUGGUGAGCUACAAGGCGCCCGUGAUGGCGGCGUCGGGGCGCCGCGAUUCCGUUACGCCGAAGAAGAGAUCGACGUCGCCGCCCGGCGGGCUCGACGACGACGCCGGCGGCGGCGGCUUGGAGGCGGUGGCCGACAACGGGCUCGAGGCGGAGGCGGAGGCGGUGACCGGCGGCGCGGCGGACGUCGAUCUGUUGCCGGCCGUGAGGAAUUUGAAGACCGACGGCGGGAAGAAGACGAGGCUGACGGUGGGGUAUUUGGCAGCUAUUAAGGGAUCGAUGAAUGGUAGACAGGGCUUGGCCAUUUCCGGUGCCAUCAAAAUGGCUUUGGACGAGGUCAACAACGAUCCGUACCUACUGCCCGACGUGGUGCUGGACCUGCAGUACAACGACACCAGGGGCGAGACCGUGCUGGCGACGAAGGCCAUGACGGAGAUGAUCUGCGACGGCGUCUCGGCCUUCUUCGGCCCGGAGGGUAGCUGUCACGUCGAGGCCAUCAUAUCCCAAGCCAGGAACAUACCCAUGAUCAAUUACAAAUGCUCCGAUUACAAGGCCUCCGAUGUACCGACGUUCGCCAGGACCGAACCAACUGACACGCAGGUUACCAAAUCUGUUAUAUCCCUAUUGACCUACUACAAAUGGAAGAAGUUUUCGAUAAUCUACGACUACCACUACGCGACGGUGGCGAAUUCGUUGAAGAAAGAAGCGCUCGAACGGAACAUGACCAUCAAUUUCGUGAAAGAAGCCAUGGAUUCGCACGCCUGUUGCCAGAAAAACCUGCCCUGUUGCCAGGACGUCAAUUGGUACAACAUAAUCAGGGACACGAAGAACAGAACGAGAAUUUACGUUUUUAUGGGAAAGGCUAAUGCUCUGGUGGAGCUGAUGGACGCCAUGGAAACCGCGAAAUUGUUCGAAAAAGGGGAGUACUUUCUGAUUUACGUCGAUACGAAUACGUACUCGGACGAAUCGGCGUUUCAGUAUCUCUGGAUGCCGGGAACCUUGAUAAAAUACAGCAACUGCAGGGAGACGGGAGACUUUGAAAGUGCCCAAAAGCGCGCCAAGUCGCUCUUCGUAGUCGCCCCGACGGCGCCCACCGAGAACUACUCGGAAUUCACGGAGAAAGUCCAGGAGUACAAUAUGAAUCCGCCGUUCAAUUUUCCCCCCACAUCCAAAAUCCUGCCGGCCCGCUACGAAAAGUUCAUCACGAUCUACGCGGCGUAUCUGUUCGAUUCGGUGAAAUUGUACGCUUCCGCUUUGCAUCAUCUACUCAACCAAGAGCCGGUUUUGAACGACACCGUCAUACGAGAGGUCGCCAAGAACGGCACCAAAAUCAUCGAAACCAUCAUAGAAAUCAACGGCACUUACAAAAGUAUAACCGGCGCUAUGAUGAACCUGGACAAGAACGGCGACUCCGAAGGCAACUACUCGGUGGUAGCGUUCUCGCUGCCGAAGAACAAGAUAGUCAGAGACAACUUCACGUGCGACUACCAAUUGCGACCGGUCGGCCAAUUCUACCAAUCGUCGGACCUCAACAACUCGUUCCCGCGCUACGAGUUGAACAGCAACACCCAGAUCUACUGGCCGGACGGCAACAACCGGCCCAAGGACCAGCCGAGCUGCGGCUUCGACAACGAGCUCUGCCCCAAGCCCAACACCCAGCUGAACAGCAUCAUCGCCGCCGGCGUGCUCGCCAUCAUGCUCUUCUGCUUCGGCGUCAUCACCAUGAGCAUCUACAGGAAGUGGAAGAUCGAGCAGGAGAUCGAGGGCCUGCUGUGGAAGAUCAACCGCGAGGAAAUCCACAAUUACUUCGACAAAGGCGACGUCGUCGCCAGUCCCAGUAAGUUGAGCUUGGUGAGCGCCAGCGUGACGUCGUACGAGUCGCGGGGCGGCCUGCAGGUGUUCGCGACGACGGCGCAGUACAGGGGCGUCGUGGUGCGCAUCAAAGAGCUGAACUUCUCGCGCAAGAAGGACAUUUCGCGCGACGUGAUGAAGGAGAUGCGGCUGUUGCGCGAGCUGCGCCACGACAACGUCAAUUCGUUCAUCGGCGCGUGCGUACAGCCCACCUCCAUACUGCUGGUCACCGAUUAUUGUGCCAAAGGGAGCUUAUACGAUAUAGUGGAGAACGAGGAUAUUAAGCUGGAUAAGAUGUUCGUAGCUUCGUUAGUUCAUGAUCUCAUUAAGGGCAUGUUAUACAUCCACAAUUCCAUGUUGAUGUGCCAUGGGAAUUUGAAGUCUUCGAAUUGCGUGGUGACCAGCAGAUGGGUACUACAAGUAACAGAUUUCGGCUUGGCAGAGAUGAGGCAAUGCGCGGAGAACGACAGUAUAGGAGAAUACCAGUAUUAUACAAGUAUGUUGUGGAAAGCGCCGGAGAUUCUGCGCCACCCGGCGGCGUACAAGCGAGGCACGCAAAAGGCGGACGUGUACAGCUUCGCCAUCAUCUUGUACGAGGUGCUGGGCAGGAGAGGUCCGUUCGGCGUCACCAAAUACGAGCCGAAAGAUAUAAUCGAAUGCGUGAAGAAGGACGGACAGGCCGAUCCGUUCCGGCCCGACAUCGACGCGCUGUACGAUUCCGAAAUUGGCUGUGAUGAAUACGUUUUGCAAUGCAUGAAAGACUGCUGGUCGGAGAAUCCGGACGAGCGGCCCGACUUCGUCGCCGUGCGGACGAGAUUGAAGCGGAUGAAGGACGGAAAAAACAAGAAUAUUAUGGAUCAAAUGAUGGACAUGAUGGUUAAAUACGCCAAUAAUUUGGAAGAACUGGUGACCGAACGAACGAGGCUAUUGGAAGUGGAGAAACAAAAAACCGAAGAUUUGCUACACAGAAUGUUACCUAAACCCGUCGCCGAGAAACUCACCAAAGGCAUGGGAGUGGAACCGGAAUCCUUCGACCAAGUGACCAUCUACUUCAGCGACAUCGUCGGCUUCACCGCCAUGUCGGCCGAAAGCACUCCAUUGCAAGUGGUCAACUUCCUCAACGACCUCUACACCGUCUUCGACAGCAUCAUCAAAGGCUACGACGUGUACAAGGUGGAAACCAUCGGGGAUGCUUACAUGGUGGUAUCGGGUUUGCCCAUCAGAAACAACAUCAAACACGCCGGCGAAAUCGCUUCGAUGUCUCUCGACCUCCUCAACGCCGUUAAAAACCACUCGGUGUCGCACCGACCCAACGAAGCGUUGAAAUUACGAAUCGGCGUCCACACAGGUCCCGUCGUCGCCGGCGUCGUGGGCCUGACGAUGCCGCGCUACUGCCUGUUCGGCGACACCGUCAACACGGCCUCGCGCAUGGAGAGCAACGGCGAGCCGCUCAAGAUCCACAUCAGCCAGCAGUGCAAGGACGCCCUGGACGCGCUCGGCGGCUACAUCGUCGAGGAGCGCGGCGUCGUGACGUUGAAGGGCAAGGGCGAGGUGAUGACGUACUGGUUGCAGGGCGCCACCGAGCAGGCCAUCCAGAGGAGGGAGGUCGACUUGGGGGAGCUGCCGCCGCUGUUCUGCCGGCCGAGGAGGAGCCCCAAGUUGACGUCGGAGUCGAGGAACGCCUCGGUGACGGGCUUCGGGAUGUACAGCAGGCGGCAUUCGAGCGUGCCGAGAGGUACGAGCGUAGAAGUGGAAAGUACGUCGACUAUACAGAAUUCACCGGUACCGGCGCAAAAUCAGCGUCUAACGCGCAACACGUUGACUGUUCCAGACAGCGUUGGAUCCAAACUGACCAUCAACACAGCCUUCGGUAGCCAGCUGAUCGAGGUGUCCGAGGACCAUCGCAAACCCCGCACCCGCCGGAUGCUAUCCAGCAUAGCGUCCAGCUGCGACGAGCACCAAAAGAGCCAGGGUAUGCUGAACAAAAUCCGCGAAUCCAAAUCGCUGGACCCGCUGCCGUUCUUCAAAGGCAACAAGCCGUCGGAGCUGAUGGAGAAGUUCCUCAACGGCGGCCGCAAGUCGACCAGGUCGCUGGAGAGCUGCGACAAGUGCGGCGAGAUCCAGAUAAUCGCGCUGCCCGAGGACAAGAUGACGAACAACAAUUUCGCCAACGGCAAUCUCAUGGCGUUCCCGCAGGACAACAUCCACCACUACGUGGAGGACGUGCAGGCGCCGCUGUUGAGCGCCCUCUCGCACAACGUGGGUAAUAUUAGAAGGCGCGGCGGCAGCGCCGUGGACGAUUUGCCCGAGAGCGAGUUUUCCAAAAAAUGGAGAUCCCUGGAGGCGGUUUCGACGUCUUGCGGGCAAUUAUCGGACGUGCCGAGCAAGAAAUCGGUGUCGAAGAGCGCCCUGAAAAGCUGGCUGGUGAGCCUGUUCAGCGGCAACGGGUUCAAGUCUAGCAGCACGUCGUUGCGGAAGGGGAAUCUGAACGAAUACAACAAUUUGCAAGUGGAAAAGGAAAGUAUAGUAUAGGAGUUUUUCUCGACCAGUGAUAUUUUUUUUGUAAAUAGUUGAAAAUCUUGUCAAUUUUGUG